Molecule: messenger RNA, 4214 nt
Organism: Cuscuta europaea
Lineage: Eukaryota; Viridiplantae; Streptophyta; Magnoliopsida; Solanales; Convolvulaceae
Source: the annotation of a GenBank genome assembly
AUAAAAGAGAACUUGAUGAGUAUGUAUUCAAAUAUUUCUACUACAUUUUUAUGAAAAAUAUUGAAUAUUAAAUUAAACUUAUAGUAGGAUAAGUUUAAGGUCAAGUAUAAUAUUUUUAAUUCUUAUAUUUUUUUGCUCAUUAUAUCAAAAUUGCAAAGAAAAAUUAAAGGAAAAGUUCACAUCGUUAGGUCCCGAUUUUUUUUUUGUAACAAUUAACUAGGUAGAAUUAUUUAUGUGAACCUUUUCAAUUUAUGUGUACUAGAUUAUUUAUGUCAAUUUUGUCAUUUUCUUUCUUGAUUUUAUUGGAUAGAGCAUUGUAUCGACCUUUCAAGUAUUGUUUAAAAAAGAGCUACUUGUAGGGAGACACUAUGGGUUGUCCCAUUUUAUACAACAUCCCUAUGAAAAAACCAUAAUAUCCCCAACCGGUCAAUGUUACUUUUAAAUUUAAGCGCAAUUUGUAAUUUUGUAUAUAUGUGGUGAAACUAAUGAGAUAAACCACGAAGGUCAUCAAACAUUUUUCAUUAUUGUAAUUGACAAUUAUACGAGCACCCUUCAUUGAAUCAUAGGCUCAUAUCAUCCUGUGGUGGCCAUGGACAGAAAAUAUCUUACAGCAGUUGAUAACUUUAGACCAUCUAUGGAUAACCACUUGACUAAACAUUACUAAUUACAAUGUAAGGUAAACAAGUCCCCCACUUUUCUCAACUACAAGUCUACAAUAAUAACAUUAUUAUUAUUAUUAUUAUUAUUUCCAUUAUAAUUUGAUAUGCAUAUGUAAUUAUUAGAUGAACAAUAACCUUAUAUAAGUUAGUGGUCAGGAGGAUAUUUAGUGAUUGAUUUUGGUUUUUCUCUUUCCCUUGUAUAUGGCUGAGGCAAAUGAGAAAGGAAAGAGGAACUUCAGUUUGUGGAAAGACUUUCACCUUCUGCAUUCAGAACUUUUUUUUUUGCCUAGGAUGAUCAGGACAUCAUUAACAGUAAUUAGUCGACAAUGGAUAUCAGGCGGCAUUAUGCGUUUGGGACUGUUAAACAAGCUGGGAACACUUCAAUUGUAUGCCAGAACCCAAAUAAGAGUGCCCCUAAAGGGAUAUGGCUGGGUUACGAGAGCCCUUUACAGUACACCGCCCCUCUCUUCAUGACCCAGCUCACCCUUGUUUCCUUAGCAUGUUUGCUCAUUAUGUACGCCCUCCGCCCUAUGCGUCAACCCUCUAUUGUCCCCCAAGUCCUUGUAAGCAUUUCCUCGCUAUUUAUUCGUUGGAAAACAUUGCUACGUUAAUCUGUUGUCUGAAUCAGAGUUGACUUUUUAUUCCCAUUUUUUAUGCGUUGUCUAAUGACACUUGCCAGAUUAGAUGUUUAUAUUUAAUUAUUAAGACUUGUAAUUUCAUCAUAAAGUCAAGAGUCUUUAUAUUUUGAUUGGUGAUCGAUGCAGAAGACCGAUUUACUGAAAUUCUGAAAUCAUGGCUUUUUAAGUUUUUAUUGGAUCAUUGAUUGCGAUUCGCAAAGGGGUAAGAUGAAAUACGAAGUAUAUUUCUGCAUCUGGAAGUUUACGCGUCGAAAAUUAUCCCUCAUUACUUGCAUACUAGACAAGAAAUCCCAUAAAUUUAUUUUAAUUUCAUUGGUCAUUUUUGUUUUGGCAAAUGUAUUGAAUGUGUCAUAUUUUAAUGAUGAUGGCAUUUGAAUAUAUGUGUAAUAUUUUCUCUUGUAUUAUAACUAGCAUCCUUUGAUUUGAACUUCUUUAUAUGGAUGAAUUUGUGAUGCAGAGUGGCAUACUUUUGGGUCCAUCGAUCUUGGGACAAUUUGAGUUCUUCCAGCAAACGUUUUUCCCAAGGAGGAGCCUCAUGAUAUUUGAGACGAUCGCCGGAUUCGGAGUUGUGAUCUUCCUCUUCGGAGUUGGGGUGGAGAUGGAGACCAAACGGAUGUUCAGACCGACCCGAACCGCUGCAGCCUUAGGCAUUUUCGUGAUAGUGGGUUCUUGUUCAUUCAUGAUCCCCCUAUCCAUAUUGCUAACUCGUUUUGUCCAAAUGGAUCCCAGCCUAAAAAACACCCUCCCCUUCAUAGCAGCGUCCCAAUGCACGGCUGCAUUUCCCAGCGUCUGCCCUUUCCUCAAAGACCGCAAAAUCAUCAACACAGAUCCGGGUCGGAUCGCCAUAUCUGUUUCCCUGUUUUCUGAGGUUCUUGGGAUGACACUGGCCAUACUGAACUACUCCUUCCAACCACUAUUACAGAACCGGGUCGGCCACCCAUUCUUGAACUCCAUCGGGGGACUCUUGUGCGUACUCUCUUUUAUCUUUGUCCUUGUCUUUGCGAUUCGCCCUAUAAUUGUAAGGCUUCUGAUCCGCCUCCCACAAGGGAAACCAGUAGGGGAGUCUUGCGUUAUGUGUUUUUUCAUAUUUUUCCUAGUGUGCGGGUUGUUCACUGAGGCUAUCGGUCAGCAUUUCGCUGUCGGAGCAUUGUCGGCAGGCAUAGUCAUCCCUCCGGGUCCACCCCUGGGUGCAACCAUAAUAAAGAGGUUGGAGUAUCCCAUUGCAAUGUUCUCCUACCCGACGUUUCUAGCUGCCAGCGGACUGAAAACAAACAUUUUCUUUAUCCAGCCUAGGAGCUUGCUGGUUGUAUCUAUUGUGGUGGCUUUCGCAGCCUUAUGUAAGGUUGUUAUAGUGAUGGUCAUGGGUAGGUUCAUGGCUAUAAACAUCACAGAUUCGGUUAUCAUUGGCCUUAUGCUAAACGCAAAAGGACCAACUGAGCUUAUCCUAUUCAACCUCUGGAAGGACAUUAAGGUUCUCAACGAUGAGGAAUUCGCCGUAGCCGUGGCGGUCUGUGUGGUGGGAGUCAUGGUGGUGCAAACGCCAUUGAUAUGGUUGUUGCAGAAAUCUGUGAGCCAGAGAACUCCUUUCAAGAGGAGAACAAUACAACACCUCAAAAGGGACAUGGAGCUAAGAAUACUAAUAGCCAUCCAAGAUCAAGAAAUUGUUCCUUCCAUCGUGAACAUCCUAGAAGCUUCUAAUGCGUCCAAUGAGAGUCCUAUUGCCGUCAUAGCUCUCAUCCUCGUCGAACUCGUUGGCCAGGCGGCUCCAAUCCUCAUCGCCCACCAAUCCUCCCACCGGAAUCUCCACGUGGACACUUCCUCCUCCACACAGAUCAUUAAUGCCCUGAGACAGUACGAGUUCAGCAACGAGUCCAACGUGACCGUCCAGCCCUACACGGCCGUGUCACAUCCAGAAAUCAUGCAUGAUGAUAUUUGCAGGCUGGCGGUUGACCAAAAUGCCACAGUUUUGAUCCUCCCGUUUCAUAAGCGUUGGGCAAUUGACGGGUCUAUCGGAACAGUAAACAGGGCCGUGCAACAUAUGAACUGCAAGGUCAUGGAAAAGGCCCCUUGCACUGUUGCAAUUCUGGUGGAUAGAGGAAUUUUAACCGGUUCCUUGACCAUUAUAAACAACCAAUCCAUGUACAACGUGGCAAUGAUCUACAUUGGUGGCACUGAUGAUGCAGAGGCGCUAUGCUAUGGUGCGCGAAUGGCCAGGCACAAUAAUGUCAAUCUGACCGUUCUCCGUUUUCUCUUAUUCGGGAAUGAUAACGCCCGGGAAAGAAGAUUUGACAAUGACAUUAUAGAAGCUGUUCGUUAUGCUAACAUUGGGAACCAGCACUUUAAGUACCACGAACAUGUGGUCAGGGAUGGGGAAGGAUUCGUGGCUUCGCUUAGGAGCAUGGAGGAUGUCUUUGAUUUGUUGUUGGUGGGGAGGUCCCACCAGGAUUCUCCGCUGCUAGAGGGGAUUGGGGCAUGGAUGGAAUGCCCGGAGCUCGGGGCGGUCGGGGACUUUUUGGCAUCAUCGGAUUUCAGUAGCACUGCAUCACUGCUGGUGGUGCAACAACAGAGAAUAGGAGGGAAGUUGGUUAGUAGAGCUACGAAGCCGGUGGUUCACAACCACGAUUUUGGUGUGUAUGAUAACACUUCAUCGAGGCAUAGUGGGGCAGCACCCUCUUCUGCCGCCGGUGAAUAUCCCAGAUGGGAUCAUCAAAGAGAUAGAUGUGAUAGGGUUUAGUGAUAUUUGGUGCCUUUGUCAUUUUGUACAGGGAGCUAACACAAAUAGAACUUGUAUAGUUUUUAGUUGUAGUGCCUGUUUUAGUAUCAGUUAUUUUCUACAUAUCCUGAUAUCCAUUCUUUAGUUCUUUUUCUUUCAGCUAAUUAACUGAACAUAUUUUAGAUUUUCUGUCAUUCCAUCCAC